AUGCGAUUUCACGGGAUAAUACAAUCGGCCGGGCUCCUUCUCCUGGAAUUUCCAAUAUUCUCCAAAGAGACAGGGCCAGAAAAGGGAAACAUCAGUCGACUACCCCGACGUGACAAAAUUCGAGAAUACAUCUCAGUCGAAGAAUCCGAUGAAGAGAGUAUGUAUAGUGAUAGUAUUCAUUAUACUACAACCAAUGGCUCUGAAAGGUGGCGAGAAGAGGCUACAGAGGAAAAGCCCCGAGCUCUUGUCCUGCAUAAAUCAGAGUCGGCUGAGUCCAAUUUUGAAAAUCCGGCGGAAGAGGCAGAGCUUCUCAGGGAUGAAAUUGCUCAGCUUAAGGCAAAACUCAAAUCGAAAAGUUCCGGUCCAGCUGCCCCUGAUUAUCGGUCUCAAACAUUUCAUUAUCUUGACGAUGCUUGCUUUCUUGAUGAACCCCGUUGGGAAACAGGAGAGUAUGCGCCAACUCUACAGGCAAACAGCAAAAUCAGCAACGUUAGCUACUAUCUAGAGCAACAUCCUGAAAUCGCAUUCUUCUUCAUGAAGGAUUACAAAAGCCGAGCACCAGCUGACCGAACAAAAAUCGAGACCCGAGAUGGAGUUUUCCGAACACCUAAACCUAUCGAGGAGAGCCUGCAACUUUUUGCUGGGGCAAUGAGAGAUGCUGUCAAUAAGGUUGUCCGAAAGGUUCCUAAUUUCUCGGAGUAUUUUCCUCACUUCGAUGUUAGGAAGCCUAUUGUUGCGCCAUAUCUAUUCAUGUUUCAUUCUGCACCUCAUCUUGAUGAUAUACUGGAGGAAAUCGACGGACUAAGCCGAAGGCUGAUACAAAAGCUGUGGAGUCAUAUCAACGAAGGCUACGGUGUCCAAUAUCUGCGCGCACGAGAAAAAACGAAAGAUGGCAAGGUCUCAGCUGAGCUUUUGAAGUAUUUGAUCAAGCCGGGGGACAUUUUGGCACAUCCAGAUGGCCCUAAUACCCGAGCUUACAUGGCCUUGCAGUGGCCUGAAGAGGAUCCACCUCCCGAUGACGGCCAUCCGGAGGAUUACGAAGAAUUCGAUCCGAUUCGAAGAAAGGAGACAUACUCAUUUCGUGAUGAUACAAACAUUAAAUCACUUCGUUACUCAUGGAGUAUUCCCGUGGCCUUUUGGGAAUUUGAUGGUGUGUUUCAAAGGUCCGAAAAAGUGCUCAAAAUUACCAUGAAGGUUUCUAUGAGAGACGAAAUCGUGGAAAUCAACAGUCUAAAGUUUUAUCCCUUGCAAUAUGCCCCACAAACAAUCGAACAAUCUUUAGAACACCGUGGGAACACUUUCUGGCAAAUACGAUCUCGAAAGUUUGUCAGUUACAGCCAGAACGAACCUGGAAACUUAACGAAUGCAGAGGAACGUUUCAUGGUCGAUAUAGAAACUUUCAAAGCACUUCACCCUAGUUCAUCUCUAGCUCGAGCUUUUCUCCGGGAUGACCUUGGCUCAGCUAUUGUUGCAGGUAAUGAUCCUUUGCCAGACGGGUUUCCUUUACUGUUACCUCCGACGGUCCCAGGAUAUAACAUGCUUCACAAAAAAUGGGUUGAUCUAUUCGUGGACCAAAUUUCAGAUAUUACAUGGAAUAAACAAGCUUUCAAGGAUUUAGUGGUGGAUUUAGAGAUCAAAGAACUCGUUCAAGCUUUGGUUACGAACCAGCUGACUAGCGUAAAGUCAACAGAUGUCAUUAGUGGCAAAGGAAACGGGCUGAUCCUGCUCCUCCACGGGGGCCCCGGGACAGGAAAGACUUUUACUGCCGAAGGCGUAGCUGAAUUCGCCGAGAAGCCGCUCUUUCGAGUCACUUGCGGUGAUGUGGGUACAGAAGCAAGAGAGGUGGAAACAAUGCUUCAAGCAGCGUUUCACCUGGGUAAAAUAUGGGAUUGUGUUGUUCUACUCGACGAAGCUGAUGUUUUUCUUGAAGAGCGCGAUAUGAGAGACUUAAAUCGCAAUGCGCUUGUCUCGGUCUUUCUUCGAGCAUUGGAAUACCAUAAUGGGAUUUUGAUAUUAACAUCAAAUCGAGUGGGUACUUUUGAUGAGGCAUUCAAGUCUCGCAUUCAGCUAGCACUGCACUACGAAAACCUCACCAAGAGCCAACGUCGUAAGAUAUGGCGUAACUUCAUGGGUCGUCUGAAAGACAUAGACGAAGACAACAUUGAAUUCGAGGAUGUCAUUGACAACCUGGAUGAGCUGAGCAGCCAUGACAUCAAUGGGCGCGAAAUUCGCAACGCACUUACUACUGCACGGCAGCUGGCUCUAUUCAAAGGAGAGAAGAUGGGCUCUGCACAUCUGAAAAAGGUUUUGCGAGUAAGCGGAAUUUUUGGUAAAUAUCUGAAAGACUUAAGAGGUGGCCUUACUGAUGAUCUUCUGAAACAUGAGAGCGGCGUCAGGCAUUCAUAUAGCGUCAAGAAAGCUGCAAGCUUUGGGUAG
Molecule: messenger RNA, 2436 nt
Organism: Penicillium cosmopolitanum
Lineage: Eukaryota; Fungi; Ascomycota; Eurotiomycetes; Eurotiales; Aspergillaceae
Product: ATP-binding protein
Exons: 5
Coding region: 1-2436 (811 amino acids)
Molecular function (GO): ATP hydrolysis activity; ATP binding
Source: RefSeq, a predicted model, not a curated record